Clarias gariepinus (North African catfish) is the source of this 4128-nucleotide messenger RNA. RefSeq names its product NACHT, LRR and PYD domains-containing protein 12-like. The record is from RefSeq and is a predicted model, not a curated record. Gene Ontology annotation, molecular function: protein binding. The transcript is spliced from 6 exons. Bases 1018 to 3468 code for a protein of 816 amino acids. Lineage: Eukaryota; Metazoa; Chordata; Actinopteri; Siluriformes; Clariidae.
ACAUGCUUAAGGAUAAAACACAGGCUCUAGCUAAGCAUGGAGCUGAAAACGGGGACAUGACACAAGACAGGACUAAGGCUAAAGACAUGUCAAUUAGCUAAACAUAGCAAUUAGCUACCCAUGGUACUUAGCUGAAGAUGUCCUUAGCCUAACACACACCUAGCUACACACUAAAGGCAAGAGAUACAGAAACACAGAGGCUAGGCUAAAGGACACACAGAGACUAACUACUUACCUAUUUUCUAACUCACAACAUGACACAACACCGAAUAAGCUCCACACACACAUGAACACCAUAGACUUACAUAUGAACAGAAUUAGACUGGGAACAUGCUUAGUAGUUAUGGGAUAACAUGAACUACAAAAUAACAAUAUAAAAUAAACCAACAUAUAAACAAAGAAAAACAAUGCACAAAACAAAAUGCCCACAUAACUGACAGUACAUACAAACAUUCAAUGCUCGACCCAAUUUCCCAGACUAAUCAGCUCUUUAUUGAAGAUUUAACGACCUACCUCGGUUCAGGUGUGCUCCCGCAUCGCCUGACUGAGGUGUCUUCUGGGAAACUGAGUCUGCAAAACAAAAACUACAAAGGGCAAAACAAUGCCCUCUAGUGCAAAUCUUCUCUUUUAAAUCUUCUGCAGUCCCACUUAUCAAGUAAUAUUUUCUUGCUACUUGGACAGAUAAUUUUACUGGUGUUAGUUGAAUUUCUUAAAACAAGAGACAUAAACUUACUUGAUAAGACGGACUGGAGAAGUUUCAUAUGAGAAACAGCUGAACUUUGGAUAGAUUUUUGCACAGAGGAUUGUGAAAUUUAACCCUGGUUACUUACAUUAAACUCGAUCUCUGGGUGACAAACUCCAUAGACAAUGUGCAAAGCAGGAAAAUUUAUAAUAAAAAAUUCAUAAAGACAUAUUGAAAUUUACUUAUAGACUAUAAAUUAUUAAUUGCACCCCAAUUCUGCAUAAAUACUGACUGGAAAACACCCAAACUAUGUCUUUGAGGCUAAUAUUUAAACUAUGGUAAAAAUUAUUAACUGGAAUUUUUUUUUUUUUUUUUUUUUUUACAGUGAUCUACAAAAGACAGGAGACAGAACAGGAAAGAACAUCAUCACAAAUACAGGGCACGACCCAGAAUCUGCUGCUGUAAAUAAAUUCCAGAAAAAGUUCAAAUUAAAUCUGAUGAAGAAGUUUCAGUUCUUGAAUGGAGUGAUAAUAAACCUGGGAACCCAAACACACCUGAAUGAGAUCUACACAGAGCUCUACAUUACAGAGGGAGACAGUGGAGACGUCAAUAAAGAACAUGAGGUAAGACAGAUUGAAGCAGCGUCCAGGAGAACAACAACAAAGGAAACACCAAUCAAAUGCAAUGACAUCUUUAAGCCCUUAUCUGACCAAGACGAACCCAUCAGAUCUGUGCUGACAAAGGGAGUCGCUGGCAUCGGAAAAACUGUCUCUGUGCAGAAGUUUAUUGUGGACUGGGCUGAAGGGAAAGCAAAUCAGGAUGUCCACCUCAUAUUUCCACUUCCUUUCAGAGAGCUGAAUUUGAUGAAGGACCUGAAACUGAGUCUGAUGGAGCUCCUUCAUGUCUGUUUUGAAAAAAUUAAAGAAACAGAAAUGUCCAGUUUGGAAAAGGUUCUGUUUAUUUUUGAUGGAUUGGACGAGUGUCGUUUUCCUCUAGAUUUCCAGAACACAGUGAGAGUGUGUGAUGUAACUAAAUCUGCAUCAGUGCCUGUGCUGCUGAUAAACCUGAUCAAAGGGAAUCUGCUUCCCUCUGCUCUCAUCUGGAUCACCUCCCGACCUGCAGCAUCUGAUCAAAUCCCCUCUGAGUGUGUCCAUCGAGUCACAGAGGUACGAGGGUUUAAUGACCCACAGAAGGAGGAGUACUUCAGGAAGCGGAUCAGUGAUCAGAGCCUGGCCAAUAACAUCAUCACACACCUGAAGUCAUUAAGGAGCCUCUACAUCAUGUGUCACAUCCCAGUCUUCUGCUGGAUUUCAGCUGCUGUUCUAGAGAGAAUUUUGGGUAAAGCAGAGAGUGGAGAGAUCCCUAAGACUCUGACUCAAAUGUACACACACUUCCUCAUCAUUCAGAUGAACAUCAUAAGAGAAAAAUACUCAAAGAAGCAGAAGAGUGAUGAAGAAAUGCUUCUUAAACUGGGACAACUGGCUUUUGAGCAGCUGGAGAAAGGGAACCUGAUCUUCUAUGAUGAAGACCUGAGAGAGUGUGGCAUUGAUGUGAGAGAAGCAGCAGUCUACUCAGGUGUGUGUACGCAGAUCUUCAGAGAGGAGUUUGGGCUUCACCAGAAUAAAGUGUACUGCUUUGUUCAUCUGAGCAUUCAGGAACACCUCGGAGCACUGUAUGUGCACCUAAUGUUUAGGAUGAAAAAGAGAAACGUUCUUAAAACGAGUCCAGCUUCAGAACAGAAGAAGGAAGAAAUUACAGUUUUAGAUUUCCACAAGUCUGCUGUAGUUGAAGCUUUAAAAAGUCAGACUGGACAUCUAGAUCUUUUCCUUCGCUUUCUUCUGGGUCUCUCACUGGAGUCCAAUCAGAAACUCUUACAGGCCUUAGUAACACAUACAGGAAGUAGCUUCCAGAAGACAGAGGAAACAGUUCAGUACAUUAAGGGGAGAAUCAGUGAAGAGCGUUCUACGGAGAAAUCCAUCAAUCUGUUCCACUGUCUGAAUGAACUGGGUGAUAAUUCUCUAGAGGAGGAAAUCCAACACUAUCUGAAAUCUGGAAAACAAGGUGAACUCUCUUCUUCAUCACAGUGGUCUGCUCUGGUGUUUGUGUUACUAACAUCAGCACAGGAGCUGGAAGAGUUUGACCUGAGUAAAUAUUUCAGUCCAGAUAAGAUAACAGAUGAUGUUCUUCUGAAACUGAUGCCUGUGAUUGCAGAAUCCAGGAAAGCAAUUCUCAGGUGUGAUAAAGUUGGAGUGAACAGUUGGUCAGCUCUGGUCUCAGCACUCAACUCAGAAACCUCCAAUCUGAGAGAACUGCAUCUGACUGUGAAAACACUGGAUCUGUCCUACAGUAAACUAGGAGACUCAGGAGUAAAGACUCUCUCUGCUGUACUGAAGAAUCCUCACAGUAAAGUGAAAAGUCUGAGGUUGUAUAAGUGUGGUGUCUCAGAUGAAGGCUGUGCUGCUCUGACUUCAGCUCUGAGAUCAAACCCCUCACACCUGAGAGAACUGGAUCUGUCCUAUAAUAAAGUAGAAGACUCAGGAGUGAAGUGUCUCUGUGCUGUACUGGAGAAUCCUCACUGUAAACUGGAGACACUGAGGUUGUAUGGUUGUGGUGUCUCAGAUGAAGGCUGUGCUGCUCUGACUUCAGCUCUGAGAUCAAACCCCUCACACCUGAGAGAACUGGAUCUGUUAGGGAAUAAUAAAAUAGAAGACUCAGGAAAGAAGCUGCUCUUUGCUCUUAAGGAUGAUAAGCAUUACAAACUACAGAAAUUAAACCUGAUGUGGUGAACAUCUUUGUGUGAUGAAGACUCCAGUGUUCCUGCGUUUCCGUGUUGGUGAAAAAGAACGUGCUCAUAACACAUCAUUCAUUUAAUUAUAACACAUUAAAGAGACUCAGAUACAUGAGAAGUGUGUGUUCAUCGUGCACAGUGAAUCACAGACUGAGUGAACACAGACAAGUGAAGUGACACAAGUCAUCAAACCUUAUCAAAGUGACCUUGUUGUGGUCGCUGGUUAUCCAAACACAUUCAUGGACAAAAAUUAACUGUUGUAUGAUGCAGGUUUGAAAGGUCAUGUGAUUAUUCUAUAUUUGAUUAUUUUCUAUAUUUUUAUUAAUAUUUUAUGUUUUUUUUUCUUAUGCAUGCUUUUUUAUUGCUUUUUUGUUUGCUUCACAAUUAAAAUGACUUUGUAUUUAAGUGCUUAUAGUGUCCAUAACUUAAUUAAAUACAUAAAAAAUAAUGAUAUACAUGUCACAAUGUAACAAACUUUGUAGCAAUGUUUGUAACAGUUAUUUAAAGAUGUUUUAUGUUUAAAAACAAAAAUAUUGUUACAAUACAAUUAAAAACUAAUUAUGCAUUAGUUAAAUGUAAUUUACUUUGCCAACAUUUUCUAUGUAAAAAUAUUACAUUAUAUGUAACGUCACUUCUUUUAACAGACAAUAAAGUUGAC